This is a messenger RNA of Harpia harpyja (harpy eagle), 4021 nucleotides long. Its product is annotated as gamma-secretase subunit Aph-1b-like. The transcript has 6 exons. Gene Ontology annotation, biological process: Notch receptor processing; protein processing; Notch signaling pathway. NCBI's taxonomy places the organism in Eukaryota, Metazoa, Chordata, Aves, Accipitriformes, Accipitridae. Gene Ontology annotation, cellular component: gamma-secretase complex; membrane; endoplasmic reticulum. The record is from RefSeq and is a predicted model, not a curated record. Gene Ontology annotation, molecular function: protein-macromolecule adaptor activity. The coding region runs from base 416 to 1297 and encodes 293 amino acids.
GAGGGAGGGAGAGGAGGGGUGCGGGGCUGAGCUAGGCUGAGCUGAGCCGCCGGGUUCCGUUCCCGGUCUCGUGUCCUGGGCCCUGCUGCCAUGACGCUUGCCAUCUUCUUCGGGUGCACCUUCAUCGCCUUUGGGCCGGUGUUCAGCCUCUUCCUCUUCACCAUCGCCCGCGACCCGCUCCGCAUCAUCAUCCUUAUUGCUGGGUCAGUCCCGCACCGGUACCGGUGCGGGAGGGGCACUGGUGCCACCGUGGAUACUGGUGUGGGCGUGGAGGGGACACUGGUAUUGGUAUCGGUACAGGGCUUUCUUCUGGCUAGUGUCACUGCUGCUCUCCUCCCUCAUCUGGUUUAUCACCGUUAAAGCCAGCGACCCCCGGGAUGAGCCGUUGCAGAAGGGGCUCUUGAUAUUUGGGGUGAUGUUCUCUGUGCUGCUGCAGGAGGUUUUCCGCUUCCUCUACUACAAGCUCCUCAGGAAGGCCAUUGAAGGGCUGGUGGCCCUCAGCGAGGAUGGCUGCUCCCCCAUUUCCAUCCAGCAAAUGGCAUACGCAGUGGCUGGCGUGGGCUUUGGGCUCAUGAGCGGCACCUUCUCCAUGAUCAAUCUCCUGGCAGACGCAUUAGGGCCCGGCACCACGGGCAUCCACGGGGACUCACAGCUCUACUUCCUGACCUCAGACGUUUUGCAACCCCCUGUACAUGGGCAGCCUGGUGCCCUCCUACCUGCUGAUGGCCACCGCCGCCACUUGGGCUUACCUGCUCUCAGGGGGCUCUGCCCAGAACCUGCGGCGCUUCCUGCUCUGUCUGUGGAGUGGAGCCAGCCCUCAGCUGGAAUCCUGAGGCCCCAUGGGAUGUUCCUGUCCCCAGCUGCCCCUGCCCUCCCCUCCAUCCUGGUGGCAAGAGCAGCCAUCACCUUCUCUGCAAUAUCUUUUCUCCUGGACUGGUGGACCCUGGCCAGUUCUGGCAGGACAGGUGCUGGGGUCUGGCUGCAGCAGCCAGCUGACCGGUGUGGCUGGAGCUGGCUUGCUCUGCCACCCCUUUGGGAGCCCCCAGAGAACAGCUCGGUUUUGGGGAACUUGGCUUUGCUGGCCCUGCUGCGAGUGGAGCCCCAGUUAGCUUGCCUGGGAAGGAUGCUACCUUGGACUGCCGGAGGCCUGAGCCCAAAGAAACCCAUCACUUCUCCCUCUGCUGCAGAAGAUGUGCUGUCUCCUGUGCCAGGGCAGGGGGAAACCCAUGCCUCCUCCUUACUGCAGGGUGAAGGAAGUGGCUUUGCAAAGUGCUGCCAGGCUCUGGGCUGGGGCUGAUCACUAUGGUGCUACUUUCUCUGCCUCUUGGCCCAGCCUUGCUGCCCUGGGAGCCAUGCCCCCCCCCAUGCUGGACUGUGGUAACUGCAGUGAGCUGGCAUCCCAGCAUGGGAAGGGAUGGUGUGUCGGGAGCACCCAUGGGUACUGGGCGACUCAAGGGGGCUGACAGCAUCCAGGGCAGGAGGAGGACAGGAGAAGACAGUGCCAUAUGGAGGGUGGCAGAGGGCUUGGGAGGAGAUGCAACCCCGCAACCGGUACCAGCACAGCUUGAGGAGGGGGGUUCAGGGGGCCAUGCCAGUGGAUCAUUGCCCUCUCCUGCCCUCAGAGGGGGAUUUUCAGGCAGGCACCAGCCCUGAUGCUGCGCCACAGGGCUGGGAGGGAGAAACUGCCAUCAGGCUCAGGGCUGAGAAGUCCACAGUGGGCUUUUAUACCAAUAAAAAGAAGUACCAUAGGUGAGUGGGGGUGUGCGUGCCAGUGCUGGUGGCAGUGGCUCAUGCUGGCAUGACUAUGGGGGGUGUCUGGCAGUUGCAGACCCCAGUUGCCUGAAGGUCUUGCUCCUGCUCUGUCCAUCUCUGGUUUUACCACUUUGAGGUGGAGGCUGCUGAGAGCUAGAGACCUGCAGGUUCCUCCCCUCUCCCAGGUCCAGCCCAUUUCUCUUGGCUUCUGUGGAGCUGUGGAGCUCUCCAGGGCUUGGCUCUGGCUGUGCUGGAGCUGCCAGGAAAGGUGGGAGGCAGCCGUGGAUCAGGGAUUGCUCCAGCUAUGUCAGAGCUGGGUGGGGGCUAGCCAGCAAGGAAGCUGUGGCUCUGCCAACGUUCAGCUCUGGCUUUCUCCAGCCCUACCAAGCCAUGGCUAUGUUUUUCCAACACUGCACAAAUAGGAGGAAGUCCCAGAGAAACAGAGGGCAGGGCCAGGCUGUGCAAGGAGCCCUGCGCUGCUUGCUCUAGAGCUCUGCCCGGGGCACAGAGGCUGAUGCUGUCUCUGCUGGUUGGGAAGGGCUUUUUUUUUUAAAUAACAAAAAUAUCUGCUGAGGCCAGAUGCUGCCCCAGGCAGUCCAUGUGGGCAGCCUGUGUGGCCAAGGGAUGCUGGAGCACCUGCCCUCCCUCAGCCCGGGGCAGGAGUGAGGGGAGGUGGGGUGGGACAGGCUGAGCCAGCAGGGCUAGGACCUCCGCAGAGGCCCAGGGCUCACACGGUGUUGUUAGUGGUGGCUGCUGCGUAGAUGACCUUGGAUUUGGUCGGCAAGUCGAGCCUGGUGGGGGAGGAAGGGUGUGUGUGUGUUGUUAGAGCAGGCGGGGGGGGCCCUGCUAACCCAUGUUGCUGCCUGAGAGACCCCCCUUCCCAUGCCCCAGACUGACCCCUGCCACCCCCUGGGGCCCCUUCUGCAGCUCCCUGUCGCUCAUCAUGCAUUCUGACUGCAGUGCUUGUAGCUGUACAGCAGGAAGGCUAGUGCCGUGAUGGCAAAGAGCACCCUGAAGAACACGACCAGCACAUCCCCUGCAAGUGAGCCGAGCACAGGCAUGUUACGCUGGGGACAGUCCCUUGCAGCUACCGGACGAGGGAGAUGGGGCAAGGCUGGAGAAGGCUGGUGGCCCAAAGGCAGAGGGGACAUGAAGGCAGCAACCUCAGCUGAGCACGCUUACCUGUCUGAAAUGAAGAUCUGGAAUGUCCUGCAAGAGACAAAGACAAGAGGACGCUCGUGAGAGCCAGCUGUGCAGAUGCUAGGGCAGCUCUGCACCCCCACCAUGGCUGCCUGCCCCCCGGCUCAGCACACAGCUGCCAGGACCCCUCUUCCCAGGUAGGUACGCCCCCUGGCUGCCUUCCCCUCCUUCGGGCCAGCACCUCACCUACCUCCUGCUGCUGAGCCGUUGCUACCUGGAAGAGAGACAGGGCAGUCAAGAGGUUGCCCGAGAUGUUUGGGGAGGGAAGCCUGCAGGGCUUCAGGCCAUGCUGCCAAAGCAGGGCUGCCUGCAAGAUUCCCCAUCGCAAGCCUGGCCCCAACGCCCCGCCAAAAGCAUUAAGGGAAAGGAAGGAAAAAAAAUACUCCUUGAACCACAGCCCACACAAAAGCCUCACUGAAUCCAGCCAGAAACUCCCUCACCGCGGCUGCCACUGCCCGGGAAGUGGGCAGGCAGGGAGCAGGGCACCGCAGCACCCUAUGACUGCACCAAGCCCUGCAGGAAACCCUGUAGAGGGGCAUGGGGCGAGCCUAGCAGGCAGCAACCACAGGGACAGCUGCCUGCAGCAAGAUGGUGAGCAGCUCCCCAGUAGGAGGCAGCUGGCCACUGCCAGUCCCCAUUGCCCCAGCCUCAGUGGCUGGAGGCUUUGGGACAGCUUCCGCAAGAAAGUAGCGAAAGAAAGGCUUGGAGGUAAGUGGAAAAUAUGAUAAAGUAUCUAACAGGUUUACCAAAGAUAGAGCAUGCCAGCCUAACCUGAUAUCCUUCUUUGAUAAGUGAUAUUCUAGACAAAAGAAAAUGCGGUAGAUUUUAUCUCUCCCAACUUCAGUGAAGCAUUUGAUGUGGUGCCACAUGGGAAACUGUUAGCUAGGCUGAAGACCACAGUGAUUAAAAGCCUAUGGCCAUUAGCGAGCUGGCUGCAAGUGGGAAGUGCCCUGCACCAUGGCAUGUGGUUACUGAGGCAUUGCCUAAAGACCUGCGACCAAGCCUGUGUGCUGUUUCUAGUAGUCACUGUUUUGGGUUUGUGUGGUGGGGUUUUGGUAGUAGGGGAGGG